Pseudo-nitzschia multistriata is the source of this 1173-nucleotide messenger RNA. NCBI's taxonomy places the organism in Eukaryota, Bacillariophyta, Bacillariophyceae, Bacillariales, Bacillariaceae. The record is from the annotation of a GenBank genome assembly.
UAACAAGGAUAAAAAUUCUCUUUGUUUCUGCUUGUUUUGUAGGGUGUACGGGAAACUAUUUUAUUCAAAAAUUCUAACGGAGGUCCCAGAAUAUUGUGACGUCAUUACGUCAUAUCGAGCCAGAAGCAAUAGAAACUGAUUGCCCAAAACGAAAAAAGAGAUGGGAACCAGAUCAUUCGACCAUGUCACGAAGAUAAAAUGCUUCAAACCUGACAUCAGUUGCCAGCUGCCUGUAUUUCAAUUACUUCUAACAACAAAAAUAAUGUAUUGAAUUCUCGAACGUAUCAUAUUCUAACGCGACAAUAAAAUGGCCAAACAUCGACGACUUGUAAACUUUCUCGUCACCGUGUUGGUGAUUUCAGUGAUUGAAUUAUCCACAUACCCCGUUCUCUCAUUGUGCCCUCAGGAGUCUGCAAGGUCGCAAUUUCCMGCUCGAAGCCAUGAUCGGCUGCUCCAGAAGUUUGACGAUACGAGUUCGGUAUCAUCCAAAGAUCAACGGCUGAGUCGUCGCGAAKUGUUUCAGAGCACUGCCUCCGUUGCAUUUGCAGCUAUGACGGCGACGACAGCAUCGGGCUUUCUGGUUGGUUUGCCGCCCGCGGCCAACGCUGCCGCUCCACCAUCGCCUUCCGAGUUGGAGCGACUCCGCAAGGGUCAUGCGCGUGUCCAAUACCUGCUCAAGAACUGGGACGAAGUUACCMAGGUCUGCAGAAAUAAUUCGGAUCAAGCCAUGAAGCAGGUUGUUCGCACCGACGGUGGAGAUAAAUGCGAGAAGACGCCUCUGAAUGUUCAGAUAUACAUGGGGUACAAGUCAACUGAAGAUCCAUUGUACAAAGCGGACAAAUUGAUGGUGCGGGCAGCACCACUGAUCAAGCCGGAAUUUGACGAGGCCGACUAUUUAGAAGUCGUCGAAAACUACAAGGAGAAGGCCGACAACACGGCCAUGAUGGCGUAUACCAGUUCAUGGGGAGAAGCAAAUCCCAACGGGGGAAAAGAUGCUGUUGACGAAUACCUUGAAAAAACCAGAUUGGAUGUGGUCUCAUCAGAGAAGUCUUUGCGACAAGUACUGAACUUCCUUGGACUGGAGCCCUUGCCACCCAGCAAGAAUCCCUAAGCCAAUUCCGAGGAAACCCUCGAUUGGUCGGAUGAGAAGUUCAACAAAGAAUGGAACAUACA